Molecule: messenger RNA, 963 nt
Organism: Phasianus colchicus (ring-necked pheasant)
Lineage: Eukaryota; Metazoa; Chordata; Aves; Galliformes; Phasianidae
Product: olfactory receptor 4N5-like
Biological process (GO): G protein-coupled receptor signaling pathway
Cellular component (GO): membrane
Molecular function (GO): G protein-coupled receptor activity; olfactory receptor activity
Source: RefSeq, a predicted model, not a curated record
AUGGGGCACGAGAACUCGACAGCAGUCAGGGAGUUUGUCCUGCUGGGCUUGUCCCACAGCCACAGAGUGCAGGCGCUGCUCUUCUCCUUCUUCCUGCUGUUCUACGUGGCAGUUCUCCCCAGCAACGUCCUCCUCAUUCUCACAGUUCGGGGCGAUUCCCAGCUCGGAUCACCCCUGCACUUCUUCCUGGCCAACCUGGCGUUCCUGGAUAUCUGCUACUGCUCUGUCACCCUACCCAAAAUGCUGGCUGACUUAUUCUCCAGCCCGAAGACCGUCUCCUACAACGCCUGCGUGGCUCAGCUCUCAUUUCUUCACAUCCUGGGAGCAGCGGAAAUCUUCCUGCUCUCGGCCAUGGCCUACGAUCGUUACGUUGCCAUUUGCCAACCCCUCCGCUACGCCACGCUUGUGAGCGGGGCCGUUUGCCGUGCCCUGCUUGCAGCUUCGUGGGGCGGAGGCCUCGUUCACGGCGUCGUUUUGUUUGCUCUCACCAUCACCCUCCCCUUCUGCGGCCCCAACGUCCUGGACAACUUCUUCUGCGACGUCCGCCAGCUGGCGAAGCUGGCCUGCACCAACACCCGCACGGUGGAACUGCUGAUGUUCCUCAACAACGGCGCCGUCGUCGUGCUGUGCUUUGUGCUGCUCCUCACCUCCUACACGGCCCUGUUGCUGAAGCUCCGGGCGCGUUCCUCCCAGGCCAAGAAGAAAAUCACCUCCACCUGCAUUUCCCACAUGCUUGUGGUUUUGCUCACCUUCGGCCCGGCGAUUUAUAUCUACGUCCUCCCCUUCCAGGCCGUCCCGAUGGAAAAAGUCGUCGCUCUUUUCCACACGGUCGUCUUCCCUUUGACGAACCCCAUCAUCUACACGCUGUGCAACAAGGAGAUCAGGAGCUCCAUGGGGAGGUUGGUCCACAAGCACUCGGUGCGGCGUGGGCUUUUCACGAAGUAUUUCGGAGCGAAUAAAUGA